AACAAAAGCUGCCAUGGAAGGAAGAAAAUCUUCAGAGACUGCAUCUGCUGAGGACAAAAAUAAACAUGACGAUCAAAGUAAAGAGCGUGAGGCUGCUCCAGACUCACCUUCAAAACAGCUCCCUGACCAGAUUUCCUUCUUCAGCGGGAAUCCCUCAGUUGAAAUUGUUCACGGCAUUAUGCAUCUGUACAAAACAAACAAGAUGACCUCUUUAAAAGAAGACGUAAGGCGCAGCGCCAUGCUGUGUAUCCUCACGGUCCCUGCUACGAUGACCAGCCAUGACCUGAUGAAGUUUGUGGCCUCCUUCUAUGAAGUAAUUGAGCACAUGAAAAUCAUCCGAGAUUCCACUCCAAACCAGUACAUGGUGCUGAUAAAGUUUAGCUCACAGGCUGAUGCAGAUAGCUUUUAUAUGGCAUGCAAUGGCCGGCAGUUCAACUCUAUAGAAGAGGAUGUUUGCCAGCUCGUGUAUGUGGAAAGGGCUGAAGUCUUCAAAUCGGAAGAUGGGGCCAGCCUACCUGUGAUGGAUCUGACAGAGCUCCCAAAGUGCACAGUGUGCCUGGAGAGGAUGGAUGAGUCUGUGAACGGGAUCCUUACCACACUGUGUAACCACAGCUUUCAUAGCCAGUGUCUGCAGCGGUGGGAGGACACCACGUGUCCUGUCUGCAGAUACUGCCAAACGCCUGAGCCAGUGGAAGAGAACAAGUGUUUUGAGUGUGGAGUUCAAGAAAACCUUUGGAUCUGUUUAAUAUGUGGGCACAUAGGCUGUGGCCGGUACGUGAGUCGACACGCUUACAAACACUUUGAGGAAACCCAGCACACCUACGCAAUGCAGUUGACCAACCACAGAGUCUGGGACUAUGCUGGAGAUAACUACGUCCAUCGACUGGUUGCAAGUAAAACUGAUGGGAAGAUAGUUCAGUAUGAGUGUGAGGGAGAUAUGUGUCAGGAAGAGAAAAUUGAUGCCUUACAAUUAGAGUACUCAUAUUUGCUAACAAGCCAGCUGGAAUCACAGCGAAUCUAUUGGGAAAACAAGAUUGUCCGAAUAGAAAAGGAUACGGCUGAAGAGAUUAACAACAUGAAGACCAAAUUUAAAGAGACCAUUGAGAAGUGUGACAGUCUGGAACAGAGGCUGAAUGACUUGCUCAAAGAAAAGCAGUCUGUCGAAAGGAAGUGUUCUCAGCUGAAUAACAAAGUGGCUAAACUUUCCAACGAGCUGAAGGAGGAGCAAGAACUGAAUAAGUGUUUGCGAGCGAAUCAAGCCUUGCUUCAGAACAAACUAAAGGAGGAGGAGAGAGUGUUAAAGGAAACCUGUGAACAGAAGGACCUGCAGAUCUCUGAGAUCCAGGAGCAGUUGCGGGAUGUCAUGUUCUACUUAGAGACGCAACAGAAAAUCAAUCACCUCCCAGCUGAGACCCGACAGGAGAUUCAGGAAGGACAGAUCAACAUCGCAGUGGCAUCUUCUGCCAGCUCCUCCACGGGGGGCACGGGCAAACCUUCUUCCAGGAGAGGCCGUGGCAAGAGGGGCAAAUGAAAAUCGCAAUGCUCUGCUCCCAGACUGAAACUGGCUGUGCUGGUGGUAGGCCAGGCUCACCUCUUGGGACUCUGGCUGGGUACACCCAGUUCACUAAAGCUCAGCUAGAAAUUGUCUUCAGAGCUGCUCAUAAAACUGGCUGCCAGUCAGUGGAGGUGUCUGUGGUAUUUAAAAGCAUUUCACUGCACUAUUUAGCUAUUUUUAGGCAGAUCUUAAUGACCAUUUUGCCUUCCUACCUUUUCAAAGCCCCUCUUAUCAUGCAUUUGACUUUCUUCUUGGAGAGUGUACUGUUUUGGGGUGGGUGGGUGUGUACAUGUUAAAGAUCGCAUUCCCUACGGGGAUGCUGUAGAGUAGGCUAGGCCCAGUGUGUAAGGCUUCUCCAGUUCUUCUCCUGGAUUAAAAGUAUUCUCAAGUAAGAAAUGAUUUUAUUUAAUAAAUGGUGUAAAUUAGAUUAUAUACAUCUCCUCCUAGUAUGUGCGGUCCUAACACUGCAGAACUGCUAGUGCAGGAGUAGAACUGUAGUUUGGAAAUAAAAAGGAGUGAGGUGUGGAAAAUAAACUCUCUUAGUGGUGUAAGAAACUGAGCGAGUCCUAAAGGCUUGUAAUCUAGGAUAUUAAAUGCUUUAAGGGGCUUGGCUACUAUCUCUUUCUUCAUUGUAACGAUGGCCUUUGAAAGACCAGUGCUUGCUGCCUUUGGGGCAGAAAGCAUGAAAGUUUUAUAUUCUGGACACUGAUGACUGUGGUUAUUUUACAGGCAUUUCUACAAAUUAGGUAGAGCCAUCUUUG
Molecule: messenger RNA, 2316 nt
Organism: Cariama cristata (Red-legged seriema)
Lineage: Eukaryota; Metazoa; Chordata; Aves; Cariamiformes; Cariamidae
Gene: BRAP
Product: BRCA1 associated protein
Exons: 10
Coding region: 14-1531 (505 amino acids)
Biological process (GO): Ras protein signal transduction; protein ubiquitination
Cellular component (GO): cytoplasm
Molecular function (GO): zinc ion binding; ubiquitin protein ligase activity; nucleic acid binding
Source: RefSeq, a predicted model, not a curated record